CGCCGCCGCCGAAGGUUUCCGAGCGGGGGUCGCGCUGCUCCGGCGCCGUUUCCGGAGAUUGCCGAGGGGCUCCGGCCCCUCCCCAGCCGCUGCCGAGCCCGUGACCGAGGCGCUCCGGUGGGUCGGAGCCCGGCGCGCCCGCUGCUGCUCCGGUCGCGGCGCGGGGCUCGCCGCCCUCCUCCUGCUCCUCCCGCUGUUCCCACUGCUCCCGCUCCUCCGGCAGCGCCGGGCGCCGCGGUGACAGAGCGGGGCGAUCGGGGCGGGGGGCGGCCGGGGCUCCGGCGGCGCGGAUGGCGGAGGGCGGCCAGCCCCCGCAGCAGCAGCAGCCACAGCCGCAGCUCCUGGCCGGCGGCGGCGCGGGGUCCGCCCGCGGCGUGAAGCGGGAGCCGGAGCUGGAGCAGCCCAUGCCCGGCGGGGACGGCGCGGAGGGCGGCCACAGCAAGCGGCUGCGGACGGAGGCGGAGGCCGACGGCGGCGGCAUGCAGAACGAGCCUCUGACUUCAGGUUAUCAUGGCUAUCCAGCAAGAGACAAUCAAGGUAACCAGGAGCCAUCAGCAACUCCUGAUGCAAUGGUGCAGCCAUUCACCACAAUCCCAUUUCCGCCACCCCCACAGAAUGGGCUUCCCACAGAGUAUGGGGUGCCACACACUCAGGACUAUGCAGGCCAGACCAGCGAGCACAAUCUGACGCUCUACGGAAGCACGCAGCCGCAUGGAGAGCAGAGCACGAACACGGCCAGCACGCAGAACGGAUCUCUUGCAACAGAAGGAGGGGCACAGACAGAUGGACAGCAAUCACAGACACAGAGCAGUGAGAAUACUGAGAGCAAAUCCACUCCAAAACGACUUCAUGUGUCUAACAUUCCCUUUCGCUUUCGAGAUCCUGACCUUCGGCAGAUGUUUGGGCAAUUUGGCAAAAUCCUUGAUGUAGAGAUAAUCUUUAAUGAGCGUGGCUCGAAGGGAUUCGGGUUCGUAACUUUCGAGAAUAGUGCUGAUGCAGACAGGGCCAGGGAGAAAUUACACGGCACCGUGGUAGAGGGCCGUAAAAUCGAGGUUAACAAUGCCACUGCGAGAGUGAUGACCAAUAAGAAGAUGGUCACACCGUAUGCAAAUGGUUGGAAGUUGAGUCCUGUGGUUGGAGCGGUGUACGGCCCUGAGUUAUAUGCAGCGUCCAGCUUUCAAGCAGAUGUCUCGCUGGGCAAUGACGCCGCAGUGCCCCUGUCAGGAAGGGGGGGUAUUAACACUUACAUUCCUUUAAUCAUUCCAGGCUUCCCCUAUCCAACUGCAGCCACCACAGCCGCUGCAUUUCGGGGCGCCCAUCUGAGGGGCCGAGGAAGGACAGUGUACGGGGCAGUGCGGGCAGUACCUCCCACGGCCAUCCCUGCCUACCCAGGUGUGGUUUACCAGGACGGAUUUUACGGUGCUGACCUCUAUGGUGGAUAUGCAGCCUACAGAUAUGCACAGCCUGCUACUGCAACAGCAGCCACGGCCGCUGCAGCCGCUGCAGCAGCUUACAGCGAUGGUUAUGGCAGGGUGUACACAGCAGAUCCUUACCAUGCCCUUGCCCCUGCCGCUAGCUACGGAGUUGGCGCUGUGGCGAGUUUAUACCGAGGUGGCUACAGCCGAUUUGCCCCCUACUGAAGUGACGUGAGCCCCCUGCAAGUGGGACAGCCCCCCCAGUUCAUGAGGCCUGGCUAUUGCAAUAUUUACUAGUAGAGGAACUCUAUAGCAAGUCUUCGAGGAAAAACAAAACAAAACAAAAAAAAACAAAAAAAACAAAAAAACAAAAAAAAACAAAAAAAAAACCCACAAAAAAAAAAAAGAGAA
This is a messenger RNA of Pyrgilauda ruficollis (rufous-necked snowfinch), 1826 nucleotides long. It is a transcript of the gene RBFOX2, whose product is annotated as RNA binding fox-1 homolog 2. Lineage: Eukaryota; Metazoa; Chordata; Aves; Passeriformes; Passeridae. Gene Ontology annotation, cellular component: cytoplasm; nucleus. The record is from RefSeq and is a predicted model, not a curated record. Gene Ontology annotation, biological process: nervous system development; regulation of alternative mRNA splicing, via spliceosome. Bases 291 to 1640 code for a protein of 449 amino acids. Gene Ontology annotation, molecular function: mRNA binding. The transcript is spliced from 14 exons.